UACCAAAACUUAAUUUUCCAUCCAUAUUUUGAGGACUUAUAUGCAAAAAAAAUUUAGGUACUAAAUAUGCAUAUCUAUUAAGUUUGGGUACCAAACUGUAAUUUGUAUUUGGGCAUGGGUACAAAUUACAAACCAAGGUUGUCAAACCGGUUUAUGCCAGUGUGCCGGUUUAGCAAGAUGGUUCAACCGGUGGCAUAUACUGAUUUGUGCCGGUUCAUGCCGGUCAAUAUUACAAAUAAAAUUGUAAACACUCAUAUUUAAACAUGACAUUUAACGUCAAUACCUAAACAUUUAUACUUGAAUCCAACAAAUAACAUCAAUAUUUAACUUUUAUAUUAAUAAAAUAAAUAAUAAAAUAAUUUUUAUCAAUUAAAUUCACUAAAAUAAGGUCAUUUUACUUAGAGAUUCAUAUAUCGAUCAUGUCGGUUAUACCGGUGGUUGAACCCGGUACAACCGGUGGCACGCCGGUCGGCGUGACAGCCAUGGUACAAACCCAAAUAAAUUUGAUAUAAACCCAACUCAACCCAAAGUAAAUGGGUAUGGGUACAAACCCAUCAAACUCUACCCAUAUCCAUCUAUUUGGAUUUCAUACCCAACCCAAUUGGGUUGGAUAGUAAGAAACCCAUGGGUAUGGGCAAAGUUGUCAUCCCUACCAGUGACCACCAUGUACCAGGAUGACAUAGGAUGGUACUUUUUGUCCUAGAAAUUAUUUCCCAGAAACUUGUAGAUCUAAUAAAUCACAACGAACUCGUUCAUUCUAUACAAAAAAUUUCAAAAAUUGAGUUAAAAACGAAGGUGGUACUAGGUGGUAAAAAAUUAUAUGUGUGGUAUGAAAUUCUUUUUGCUCUAAAUAUUUUGAAAAUGUAUAUCAUUUUGAAGAUUAAAACAAAAUCGUCCAAUCUAUGUAAAAUAUUUUGAAAUCCAAGUUAGAACGAAGAAGAUAAAAUCCGAUUACGAAAAAUAGGAAAAGAAUUCAUUAAUUCUCAUCCCUUAAAUUUAAUCCACUUAAAUCUAAGGGUCCAAAUCUGAUUAUACAAGUGUACAUUAACCCUUACAGAGGUCGAAAAAAUUUCGAAUGAAUGGGGAUUCAAAGCCCAAAACUACCAAACCAAAACCCUCUAUCUUAUGACCAUCUAUGGUGGACAAAAUAUUAUUUAUUUUGCUAUGCAUACACUUUUACUUAAAAUUAUCAUUCGUGAAAAAUAAAAUCUUGACACUGCAAGUCAAAACUCUUUCUUGUGCUGGGAAGUUGUAGCUAGUCACUACAGUCAUCUCUAGUAUCUCACAAUACUAUAUGGGGAUUAUCCAACUUCUAAUCAAGGUGAUUAAGCAAAUUGAGAAUGACUACACUGACUUAUUGUGGAACUCAGAGAAGGAAGGAAAGAAAUCUAUGACAACAUGUAGCUAGACGAAAAAAGGAGGGAGGGUUGGGGUUUAAGGGCUUCAAAAGCUGGAAUUCAGCCUGCCUUAUCGGGCAUUUGUAGGCAAUAUCAUCAAUUCAUCAACCCUGUGGGCAGGUUAGGCAAUAUCAACUAACCUAUACUUCGAUUUGGGAUAUCCUCUGUUCAAUUCCCUUUUCUUGGGCAUGGAGAAAAAUGUUAAAAGACAUGCAACUUGCAAAGGGGCAUCUCACUAUCAAAGUUGUUGGUGUAUAUUGGGAGACUUCGUUGGAGUUAGCUAUUGCACAAUUCCGAGUCAACAAUUCAGCUUGUGAUCGUGGCAGGCUUAUUUGGGUUACAACAGUAAGCGAAUUAUGGAGGGAGAGGUGCAGAAGGAUAUAUGUUGGUGAAUAUCUUGCUGCAACUCAGCUACGAAAGAAGUUGCAGACCCUGCUUUCAUUACUAAGAAAUGGAUACCCUCAUAUUGUCGUAAUCAUUUAAGAGGAAGAGAUAUAUAUUAUAGCUUAAAGUUGUUCUUGAUUUGACAAGAUGCAUAGUUUGUAUUCUCUUGUAGAUAGUGCCUAAAGGAGGUCUGUAUUUGUGAUGGAUGUUGGUGCUAUUCGGUUACCAGUUAGAAUGGUUUCUCAUAUCCAUUAUUUCUUGAUGAAUAAACAUGCUUAUUCAUCGAAAAAUAUAAAAUCUUGUAGUUUCCUCCCUAAAACUUUAAAUUUUCUCCUUCAAUGCCGCCUAGUAGAGCAGCGAUAUGCCGAGGUCUUAUCCCUUCUCCUCCAUUUUUGGCCUUUAGGUUGUCGGACCGCUAUCAACUAGGGCUGCAAACGAGCCGAGCUUGUGAAGCUCGUUGGGACACUUUUUCGUAAUUUGUUGUUUGACUAGUUUUCCUAAUAUUUUUUAAUUUAAAUGGUCGAGUCUCUUUCAUUCGGUGAGCUUGCUUCGGAGGCUCUGAUACCAAAAAUUUCAUGCAAUAAUUUCUGCAAAAAUGUCUAAUUCAUGUCAAGUCUCAUUCUCUCAUGUCUCAUUCUUUCAUUUUCUUCCAUUUUUGUCAUGAAGUGAUAUGCAAUUUUAUAAAAAUUUUCAUGAUGUGAUAUCAAAAUUUUAGAUUCAACGUUUCCUAUUCUGCUAGGUUUCAUUUUUAAGGUUCAUGAAAUGAUCCAAACCAUUGUGGCCCAAAAAUGUCCUUUUCAAAAUUUUCAUCCGUUCAUUUUCUUUUAUGAGUAUUGGUGCUAUUUUCAAAGUUAUUUUGAUGUACUUGGUUUUAUCUAUUUUCUAGUUUCUGUUUUAUUUUGUUUAAACUAGUUAUUAUAUCGGUAAUUAAUUCAGUUUUAGAUACGGCUUCUUCCAAAGUUUCUGAAUUUCCGAUACACAUUUGUUCUUCUACAAUAUCUGAUACGAAAUGCGAUAAUUCUAAUGUAACUGUAUUAAUUUCGUUUACUGAUGUAAGGUCUAUUGCGUCUAUUCCUUCUAUCAAUUUAUUUAUGUAAUAAGUGUUAGGCAUCUUUACAGUUUUUCACUCAUUUCUAUGAUUAGUUCUUGUAACUUUUUUAUUUCACUAGUAUUAUCAUUUUGAUGAAGUAUAGUUAUGUUUUUUUAUUUCCUUAUUUUCUUCUUUCUCCAUUUCUUUCUGUUUGUCGGUUAGUCUCAUGGAAGAACUUCUCUCGUCUAUGCUUAUUCUUGAUGAUCACAAUUUGAUUUUAUUAUUUUUAGAGGGGAUUCUAAUUGAAUUAAUGGUUUGAAUAAGUCUUCUAUGGUGAUGGCUUCCUUAUCUUUAAACGCUAAACUAUGAUGACUAUUGGUCAGCGCAUAGUUUAUUUGGUAUGUUACUGAAAAAGGUUUACUAUUUUCUUUCAUGAAAUUUUUUCUUUUCAAUUCAUACUUUAUAAUAAUGGAAGAGUCGAGAUUCCCAUCUGUUAAACUAAUUCCUUGUUGUAGAUUAAUAUCGAAUUUGAUUAUUCCUACUCCUAGAUUUCCUUUUCCUUUCGCAAUAAUACUUUCUUCUCUAUUGAUGAGUCGAUCGUCUCUUAUUUCUAGUUCUAUAGGUGCACUUAUCCCUGUUUUCAUAGUGGAUUUUAGAAUGAUUUGUAUCGUGCUAAUAUGAAUAUAGGCUAUUUUAUUUCUUUCUUCCUGUUGUAACUUGGAUAAUUUUUUCCUAAUUUGUUCUCUAUUUAUUAUUUGGAUUAAGAAAUCUCCCUUAGUUUGUUCUAUUGGUACUGCCGUUUCUCCUAUCAUUUUUCCGUAUUUGAUUAUAUUUUUUCUAUCAAAUAGUUUGGAUAAAAAAGACUUGGUAAUAAAAUUUUGCGUUUCUG
This is a messenger RNA of Linum trigynum, 3700 nucleotides long. The record is from the annotation of a GenBank genome assembly. Lineage: Eukaryota; Viridiplantae; Streptophyta; Magnoliopsida; Malpighiales; Linaceae.